CCCUAAUUUAUAUAAUAUUUAUAUUUGCCCAAAAAUUUUGAAAUUAGGUUACAAAACAAAAUUUUCGAGUUUGACAAAAUCAUCCAAAAUAAAAAUUUUUUUACAAAAUUUGUAUAUUUAUAAAUGGGAUUUAAUUGCUAUAAUAAAAAUCCUUAGCGGAUAUUCAUUAUCUCCAUACUCCCUUGUUAGUCGGAAUCAAAGAACAAUAAAGGAAUAACAAUGCUCAAAUUCAACUCAAUUAUGAAGUGUAAUAACGACAAAAAAAAAUUACUGAUAAUCUCAUUACUCCUGAUUCAAUUAUUGAGCCGAGAGUUCUCUAUGGUUAACGCGCGUUUCUACGACAUUCGGUCGAGUGAAUCGAAACUAACGGAUACCGAAAUCGAUGAUAUGAUAAAAGUUAUAAAGACUCAUAAAGUUACAUACUGCGGCAAUAAUUUGAAUAAAAUAUUGCAUCUCGUGUGCAACGGGGUUUAUUAUGAAGGCAAAUCUAGAUUUAAAAGAGGUCUCUUGAACGAAAAUUCAAAUUAUGUAGAUUCAUCUAACAAUUAUAACGAGGACGACGACUCUGAUGAAUCUGACGAUAUCAUCCAUCAACCAGGUACUAAUAUGUUAUCUAGAAAACCAGGUGCAUAUAAAGAAUGCUGCCUUAAGGCUUGUACUAUUUUACAAUUGAGGGCAUUUUGUGGUAAACCUAAAAUGUCUAUAGAAAAUUUUUAAAUUCCUUAUGAUUACAAAAAAACACAAUUCAAAUGAUAUUUUAUUUAAAUAAAUAUUAUUAAUAUAUUUAUUCAUUUAUUUUUUUUUUACUGAUCGAAUUUUAAUUAAAAAUUUUAUAUACCACAUAGUAUUUGUUUUAAAACUUAUCCACAUUCUUAGAAAAUACGAAUCAUUUAUUCUUGUCUCGCUUCUUAAUUAGAUAAUUAACUUUUAUAAACUAUUUUUAAAAAAUUCGAUCGAGAUAACAAUUAUUUAUCUAUCAAUUGUGAGAACCAAUGCAGGCAAGGAUGGCUUGUAAUUAAAAUGUUCAUAUUCGCUUAAUCAGCCUCUUAUCAUUAUAAAAUUUGAUGUCCUUCAAAUAUAAUAUUAAAUCAAAUAACGAUUAAAUUAAAUAUCUUAUUUUUAUUAUAUAAAUGUAUGUAUACUUUAAUUUAAAUAUAUGUAUUUAAUUUAAUAUUUAUAUUUCUAUAAUAUUUUUGUUCUGCAUUAUUUGUUUUAAUUUUAAACAAAAAGACUCAAUAAGCACGCAAUAUACUGUGUUAUUAUAAUAUUAUUCUAAAAUCCCAUCAAUUUAUCCUUUUUCUAUUUUAAUAUGUCCCAUUUUUUUUUCAAACACCAUGCUCUUGUUCUUUAAUUUAAAAAAUGUGAUUUAUAUAUAAAUAUAUAAUAUCGAUACUUUAUAUUGCGCAUAAAACUUAUCUUUUCAACGCGAUCUCAUAUAUUAUUUAUUUAUUUUUAAAUAGAAUUAAUUUAUCCAAAAUAUUUAGAUUUAUUUAUAUUACCUUUUUUUUUUGUAUUAUUGAAUUUGUAUUAAAUGUCCAGUGUCUACAUGUUCGUGAUAAAUA
Molecule: messenger RNA, 1562 nt
Organism: Gordionus sp. m RMFG-2023
Lineage: Eukaryota; Metazoa; Nematomorpha; Gordioida; Chordodea; Parachordodidae
Product: LIRP-like
Exons: 3
Coding region: 220-717 (165 amino acids)
Cellular component (GO): extracellular region
Molecular function (GO): hormone activity
Source: RefSeq, a predicted model, not a curated record